Alternaria incomplexa is the source of this 792-nucleotide messenger RNA. RefSeq lists its product as uncharacterized. Bases 1 to 792 code for a protein of 263 amino acids. The transcript has 2 exons. The record is from RefSeq and is a predicted model, not a curated record. Lineage: Eukaryota; Fungi; Ascomycota; Dothideomycetes; Pleosporales; Pleosporaceae.
AUGGUGAGAUCAAUCCGCAUACCCGCUCUCUGCUGUGGCACCUACGGCUUCAAGCCCUCUACAGCGCGCAUUCCAGACGGCGGACAAAUAUCGCCCGUUUCCGCUGGCAACAACUUCUUCAACCCGUCCGCUGGUCCCCUAGCAAACGACAUACACGCUCUGGGCAUCCUAUGUCGGUCACUCCUAUCAGUGAGACCGGCCUUGUACGACGCCUCUGCUCUCGACGUUCCUUGGAGAAGCCUAGAAGUACCACCGAGCGCACCGAAGCUAAGACUGGGUCUUUUGGCCGAGGACUCAGCCUUCCCCUUGCAUCCGCCGGUUAAAAGAGCGCUAGCACAAGCUGUCAGCGCGCUCGAAGCAAAGGGCCACGAGGUGGUUCCUAUCGCGCCGGCGCGCGCUCAGGUCGCCAAUGCGCUAGCCCUCGCGUUUGCCUUCUUUAUGCUUGACGACACUCCCCCGACGCAUGUAGCCGCUAGCGGUGAGCCUGUUGUUCCUUCAGUUAUCCAGUCCAUGGAGGUUUUCCAUUCCUUCAAGUGUGACUUCCUGGACGACUGCAAGGGCCUGGAGGGCAUCAAGAAAUUAGCUGCGCUCAAUGUCAAGCGGGAUGCUAUCCAAGAUGAGUGGAGGAAGAUUUGGAAGGAGCAGAAAUUGGACGGCGUAAUCGGUCCGGCUGCGCAGCACACUGCGGUCGCGCACGAUACAUACGGGUUACCGCCGUAUACGCUACUGUUGAACGUAUUGGAUGUAAGUCAUGCUUACCCAUCUCGAAGUGGCUGUAGAGAGCAUUGUUAA